Molecule: messenger RNA, 1868 nt
Organism: Hypanus sabinus (Atlantic stingray)
Lineage: Eukaryota; Metazoa; Chordata; Chondrichthyes; Myliobatiformes; Dasyatidae
Gene: ttc5
Product: tetratricopeptide repeat domain 5
Exons: 10
Coding region: 341-1702 (453 amino acids)
Molecular function (GO): protein binding
Source: RefSeq, a predicted model, not a curated record
CGCUCUUGCCUGUGGAGGACCGGCAGGAGGACUUGUCUGCGGAGCAACAACCAAACUGUUGGAAAGGACGGCAGCGAAGUUGUCGUUUCGGGUUAAGACGCUGCAUCAAGACUAUUGGCUGCUUUUGUCUCUAUGGCAGUUUAAGGGAGGACCUGUCGCUCUUUCCCUGGAAGGACCAUUGUUUACAGCGCAGGACUUUUUUUUCACUCCGGAGGACCAAACGCUCUUUGUGCCGGGAGGACCUUUGUUUUCCUCGGAGGACCAACCGUUAUUGUGCCGGGGGGACCAUUUUUCAAAGCGGAGGACUGACCGCUAUUAACCCGGGAGGACCGUAUCGAAGAUGGCGGAGAGUGGAUCGGAGGAGAAAGAACCGGAGGGCGACGGAGAGCGGAGAGUCCGGGUAUCCUGGUUGGAAGAGCUGGUGGAUGAGCUUUACACAUUCCGGGACCUCUACUUCGAGACUCACGGCAUGGAGGAGGCUGGAAAUAGGCAGCGAGAUCUGGAGGAGCGCAUGCAGGCGACUCUGAAGGCCCUACAGGAAUUUGAGGGAUGCCCCCAGCGGAAGGCUCACCUGUUGGUGCUGGAGGGCCGGGCGCUCAACGUAAUGCCCGAGUACAGCCCACGGGCCGAGCAGCUGCUCUCACGGGCUGUCAAACUAGAGCCAGGGAUGAUCGAGGCCUGGAACCAGCUGGGAGAGGUGUACUGGAAGAAAGGGGACCUGUCCGCUGCCCAUACCUGCUUCACUGGGGCCCUCAACCAGUGCAAGAACAAGGUGUCUCUGCGAAACCUGUCGAUAGUCCUGAGGCAUCUGCCAGCUCAGGAAGAGGACGGCACCAAGAAUGUCCUGGCCAGCGUGGAGCAGGCGAAGGUGGCGGUGCAGAUGGACGUCACUGAUGGAACCUCCUGGUACAUCCUGGGCAAUGCUUACCUGUCACUGUUCUUCCUCACUGGGCAGAGUGAGCGGGUCAGUCAGCAGGCACUGGGUGCCUACGCUCAGGCGGAGAAGGUUGACACGGCCUCCCGCAACAACCCAGACCUCCAGCUCAACAGGUCCACGCUUCACAGGUACGAGGAGAGGUACCAAACAGCGUUGGAAGGAUUUGCUCGGGCUGCUGCCCUUGACCCUGCCUCCCCAGAAGCUUCACACCGCCAUCAACAGCUGCUCUCCUUCCUGGACCGGGUCAGCACCAUGGUGCAGCAAAAGGGGAAGCUGAAGACAAAGAGACUGAAUGCCAUGGUGUCCAGCCUGGUGAACCGGGAACUGCCACAGCACCAGGGCCGUUCCUACUCCAGCCCAAGUGGGCAGCCGCUCUCGCUUAGCCUGCGGCCUCUCUCCGCUCUCCGCCCCGGGCCCAACCCUGGGUUGGUGGUACUGGGCAAGGUGGUCUUCAGCCUCACAACCGAUGACAAAGUACCCUUUACCUUUGGUCUGUUGGAUGGUGAGGGGACCUGCGUGGCAGUGAUGGUGUACAACAUAGCAGAGAGCUGGGCGGUGCUGAUCGGAGACACGGUGGCCAUUCCCCAACCUCUAUUCAAGGAGCAUCGACUGGAGCAUCGGGGCAAGAAGUUUGCCUUCAACAGUGUCCGUGUGGAGACCCCGCUGGUGCUGAUGGUGAAUGGCAAGAAGCAGAGUGCCAGCUGCCAGGCCGCUGCCAUCGUCGCCUACAGAGACCCUGCAGCAAGUGAGGAGAGGUUCACCUGAGUCCAGACAGCAAUUUGCUCCCCGCAUCCUGGCACCCAUGGAGUUAACAUUACUGUUUGUGCUUCCCGUGGGAUCGCUGGCCGACUACCCAUGGGAUGGGGGGAGAACCAUUUACAAAGCUGUAAAUUACCACAUUCUCACUGUAAUAAACUGUUUACAGGAGGCA